Tuber melanosporum (Perigord truffle) is the source of this 3107-nucleotide messenger RNA. RefSeq lists its product as uncharacterized. Gene Ontology annotation, molecular function: cytoskeletal regulatory protein binding. The record is from RefSeq and is a predicted model, not a curated record. NCBI's taxonomy places the organism in Eukaryota, Fungi, Ascomycota, Pezizomycetes, Pezizales, Tuberaceae. The transcript has 4 exons. Gene Ontology annotation, biological process: establishment of cell polarity. Gene Ontology annotation, cellular component: cytoplasm; cell tip. Bases 103 to 2739 code for a protein of 878 amino acids.
CACAGCUGGCCACCUUUGCGGAGUAUGCAAUCUGAUUCUCACAGUUCUGGUCUCAGAAGAUCUCCAACUCCAUCCCAAUAUUCCGCUUUUAACUCCUCGACAAUGUCGUCCCAAAACUCUGGCGGUUCUGCGAGAAGCCCUCGGCAGCGCAACAAAACUAGCCCCUCCCAGCAUCUGUCGACCAUUGAGAAAUCUGUAACUCAGCUUCUCAUUGCGACUAAACAGCUACUCGAAACUCUCACCGCCUGGUCGCGGCAACAGGCCACCGAGGCUGAGGUAUCCGAUGUUUACGUUCGCCUCGGCUCCGAAACGAUACUGGAGAGCACUCUGAGUCAAGACGCUAGUCCGCAAAGCUUGGAUGUUUAUCUGCCGCGAAUCAGAGAGAUUAUCAUUAAUCUUUUACACGGUCUUAAACGGAAACAACAAAAACUGCGACAGAAAAAUACAAGGGAAUCCGGUGGAUCCUCUGGGGGUCCGCCUUCUGAGGGAGGGCUUCCAUCUCAGCCAGCACCUCCCCCCAGGACAAGAAGUGGCGAUUCUUUAGAGGAGGUUGCUCCUCCGCGUUCUUCGUCGCUUCCGAGUGGGGGACAAAAUCAAAGGGGCCCUUCGCCGACACCUCCGUACCCGACUUCAGCGAAGGGUUCUACGUCGACGUCUUCUGUGCGAAGCUCUCACAACCACAACGCAUCUAUCAGUUCAAAUCUGGCUUCGCCCCCCAUAACAAACGAUUCGGUAGAUUCUUAUAACAAGCCCACAAUCAAUGGGCCACCUGAUGCUCUAGCCGCUUUGCAGCGGGAAGACCCUCUUCAGAGAAGGGCCUCCCGUCGCUAUUCAGCAUAUCAAAUUGCGAAGCUUACAGGGACUUCGCCAGGCGGUGUACCAAUGCUGCCUUCCAACCCUUCCGCAGUCCCUCGAAAUCGGGAAUCGAAGGAAUCACUGGACGCUGUUCGAGUAAGACGUCCCUAUCAACCAAAAUCAGUUCGGAGCGAUGAGACUUCUCCAAUGAGAAAUGUAAAUCGUAUAUCAGAAGAGCGAGAAACCGACCUCUCAUCGCCAGCCAUUAAAGAGAUUGAGAAAGAGGCACCAGCUGUUCCUGCGAAAGACAAUGAGGUCAUCAAGGGGAAGCCCGCAAUUAAAGUUGAUAUGGACACGUCCCCUCCCCCAACACCCCAAAAGGGUGAAAUGAAGGCCAUGAUUCCUACCAAGGCUGUUUCGGGUGCGAUUCAGGCAAGCUCACAGAAGCCUGACAACAGGCGAGAUUCUUCCAGUCCGCCACCGGGCAAAGACCUCACUCUUUUUCUUCAACUUGGCCGCUCCAUCAAAAAGGUAUACCUUGCCGAUGGUUUGGAUGAAUUGUCAAUUACCUCCCUUAGGCUACUAUUUAUAUCCAAAUUCAACUAUAACCCACCUUCGGGGGAGGACUUCCCGGAAAUCUAUCUACAAGAUCCGGUCUCUGGUGUGCGAUAUGAGCUUGAGGAUACCAGAGACGUUAAGGAUAGAGCCGUAUUGUGUUUGAAUGUUGAGGUAUUGGAUGAGGUCAAAAGACAUAUUGAUGAUGGAAUGGGCAACCUCAGAAAAUUGUUAGAGGGAUUACGGGGAUCAGUUGACGGCCAAGGACUUCAAAUUCAGAGAGUAGCUGAGAGACAAGAGGAGGCGGCUAAGAAGAUAGCAGAACUCUCAGUUGCGCCCCCUGUGACGACCCCGAUUCUCAUGUCGCAACCCCAAUCGCUGCCGGACCCCUCCUCAGCGUCUUCGGCAAAGCAGGACAACACGGCACAACUUGGCGAAAUUCGGGACCUUCGCAAGGAUUUGGCUGUCCUUCGACAGGUUUAUUCUACAUUUGUUGCCGAUAUCAAUACUUCAAUGUCUACUAUCAAGAUCAAGGCUGGUUCGGUCAAGGCGGUAGCCAGUAACCCAACCCUCGGCCCUAACGAGGGUCGUGCCUACGUUGAGGCCGGCAAAAAAACCUUGGCCAAUGAUGCAGAUGCUCUAGUUAACCGUGUCGACGACCUUCAGGAUACCGUCGAAGAUCUGCGGAAGGACGUGGUUCAACGAGGCGUCCGUCCUUUGGCACGCAAUCUGAACCAAGUGAAGAAAGAAAUUGCGCAAGCCAGAACAGAGCUCAAAAAGAUGGCUGAAUACAUCAAGAGAGAGAAACCUGUUUUCCGCAAGGUCUGGGAGAAGGAGGUUGAGCUCGUCUGCCAAGAACAGGAUUUCUUCAACAUGCAAGAGAACCUUAUUGAAGACCUGCAGGACGAUCUUGACAAAGCAGGGCAGACAUUCCAGCUGGUUGAGCAAUGCACAGAGACACAGUUCAAGGCCAAUGGCGCGGGCGGAGCCAUGAGAUCCGCUAGCAGGGGUUUCCCCAUGGGAAUGGUGCAUCCAGAUGAUCAACUUGACCCUACCGAAGCUAAGGACAGUGUGCUUAGUGAGGUGCGCGCCCUACAGCCAAAUCAUGAGGGCAGGCUGGAAGCGAUUGAGAGGGCGGAAAAGGCUAGACAGAAAGAGUUGGAAGGCAGGGUCCCUGAAUUCCAGAAGGAGCUCGGAGAGUUUGUGGAGGAGGGUAAGCUUAAGAAGGCAGGGGGUGUAGAUGAAGUGGAGAGAUUAAGGAUGGCUAGGGACGAGAAGAUUCGCAAAGAGAUGUGGGAGCUGAAAAGGCAGAUGGAGGAAGCGGAGGCCCGUGCCGAAGCCGAAGAGUCGGACGAUGAGGAGGAAGAGAGCAGCGACGAAGAUGAGUGAGCGACCAAUGGGGUGGUAUAAAGGGAUCUGAUUGAUGAGCUGUAUGGGUCACGUGAAAUGCAAUGACAGGUUGGGUGGACUUUUUUCUUCGUCACGGCGCAAUGGGUAUGUAUGUGUUCGUUGUUUGAUUCAUGGAAAUGCCAUCUGCGGCGGGGGUUUUCUAUAUAUCUUUUCUUUGUGCAUAGCACUUGUCUUUUCUCUCAAGUUUUAUACCAAAUCCCCCCCACCCAAUCAAUAAUUUUGUCAUCUUUUUCCAUGGGAGACUCGAGUGAAUGCACUGUGGGAAGGGGCUUUUGAUGUACAUUUCAAGUAUCAGUUGUACAUUCAAGGCAAAAACAAAAAACUCAACAACAGCUUUGUCUAACGGG